Laetiporus sulphureus 93-53 is the source of this 4889-nucleotide messenger RNA. RefSeq names its product phospholipid-translocating P-type ATPase. The transcript is spliced from 14 exons. Gene Ontology annotation, cellular component: plasma membrane. Lineage: Eukaryota; Fungi; Basidiomycota; Agaricomycetes; Polyporales; Laetiporaceae. Bases 77 to 4423 code for a protein of 1448 amino acids. The record is from RefSeq and is a predicted model, not a curated record. Gene Ontology annotation, biological process: phospholipid translocation. Gene Ontology annotation, molecular function: magnesium ion binding; ATPase-coupled intramembrane lipid carrier activity; ATP hydrolysis activity.
CUUACAUGCCUAAGUCUCUCCCAUUCCCAUCUCCGCACCACCUCCCGCUCUCCCUCCCCCCUCCCCCGACGGCCUGAUGGCUGGCUUCUUUUCCAAAGUCGCCACCUGGUACAAUAAGACCAAUACAUUCCUCGACAAUGUCGUCAACUUUAAUGUUGAGGAGAUCUUUAACCGCUCCAAGGAGGUCGGUCCGCCGCGCACGGUAUUCGUCCACCAGAGUCUGCCAGAAGACUACCUGGACCACAAGGGCAGGAUCAAGAAGGAGCAUGUCUAUUGCACGAAUCAAACCAUCACGUCCAAAUACUCUCUCGUCACUUUCAUCCCUCGAAACCUCCUCGAGCAGUUCCGCCGGGUAGCAAACAUCUUCUUCCUCGCCAUCGCCAUCCUGCAAUUCUUUUCUAUCUUCUCUACCAUAUCCCCUGGUCUUGCUAUCCUUCCUCUGCUUAUUAUUCUUGCGAUCACUGGUCUCAAGGACGGCUAUGAGGAUUUUAAACGCCAUCAGUCCGAUCACAGCAUCAACCACUCCGAGGUGCUUGUUCUGAAGGGUGGUGCUUGGAGGAAUCCGAAUGCCAUGCAAGGCAAGGAAAAGACUUUCAUGCCCGCCAUUGUCCCGACCAUCAUGUCCUAUCGCAAGAAGAGAGCCCCUGUUGCAGACGUUGAGGCGAUCGAGCUCGAGCGCGCCGCUCCACCUGAAGGCGUGGAUGGACAGCUUCGUGGAGAGAACGGCCAGGACAAUGCGAUGGAAGGUGUGGAGUUUGACGAUGAUGAUCAGGAUGGUGGGUUGUUCCGUACUCUCAGUGGUGAUCCGGAGGGAGACCAUGCCCGGCCCCACUGGAAGAAGAUCGCCUGGGAGGACAUCAAGGUAGGGGACUUUGUCAAGAUCAUGGACAAUGAGUCCUUCCCCGCCGAUAUCCUCAUUUGUGCGACAUCCGAGGAUGAAAACGUUUGCUAUGUCGAGACGAAGAACCUCGACGGCGAGACGAACCUCAAGUCGCGCACAGCGAAUCCCGCGCUCACCCACCUGCGCUCUGCGCGCGAGUGUGCAGACAUCCGCAAUUCAUUUCAGGUCGACUGCGAUCGUCCCGACAAUAACCUGUACAAGCUCAAUGCAGCUGUCGUAUCCGAGAAGGAUUCAAAAUCCGCCGUGGACAUCUCGAUGGUCUUGCUCAGGGGUACCGUGCUGAGGAAUACCCGCUGGGUGAUAGGACUUAUCCUUUUCACCGGCAACGAUACCAAGAUCAUGCUCAACUCCGGCGGUGCGCCCAGCAAGCGCAGUAAGGUGGAGCGGCAGAUGAAUCCCCAAGUAUUCAUCAAUCUAAUCAUUCUUGCUGCAAUGGCUGUCGUGUGUGGUAUCGUGGACGCGGUUCUCGAGCAGCGCUACUACCCUCGCCUCGCGCCUUGGCUAUAUGACGAUAAUCAGUCGGAUAACAACACACAUGUCAACGGUGUAGUGACAUUCGCUUUCGCUCUGAUCACCUUCCAAAACAUCAUCCCUAUCUCAUUGUACAUUUCCGUAGAAGCAGUACGAACAUGCCAGGCCCUUUUUAUCUAUUUCGAUCAUGAAAUGUAUUACAAGGAGACCGAUACGCCCACAUUAGCGAGGAGUUGGAACCUUUCGGACGAUCUGGGUCAAAUAGAGUAUAUCUUCUCCGAUAAAACUGGUACUUUGACUCAGAACGUCAUGAUCUUCAGGCAGUGCUCCGUGGGUGGACGAGCCUACCGUGGGAAUGCCAACGGCCAGGGAGACGAAGAGUCGACAAAAGUCGGCGUUCUCGAGGAAGGCGAGGCUACUGGGUCAAAAUCAUCCGGAACGCACUCGCCGGAGCUCGACGGCAAGAAGACACCGGUGUCGUCGUCCUUGGACGUACCCAACCCGCUCGCCGCCGACAAGGUCGGGCUGGCGGAGCACGUCUUAUCACAUUUCCGCGACGCUGUACUCGCUGCGGAUAUCGCUUCCGCGAAGAAUGCUGAUCCUCAAUCGGAGGCUUCCCACCACGCCCAUCUCAUUAACGGCUUCUUCAGCUGUCUAGCUCUCUGUCACACUGCGCUUGUCUCAGUGGACCCGGCAAGGGGCUCAAUUGAGUACAAAGCACAAAGUCCGGAUGAGGCUGCGCUCGUGCAGGCCGCCGCGGAUGCAGGAUUCGUCUUUCGCGGGCGCGACAGGGAGAUCCUGACACUGCAGACGCCGUUCUCAGAAGAGUACGAGCGGUACGAGCUACUGAAUAUUCUUGAGUUCACAUCCUCGCGCAAGCGGAUGAGCGUCAUCGUGCGCAAACUGGACGAUGAUGAGAAGGAGAAGGUCUUCUUGCUGACGAAGGGCGCUGAUAAUGUCAUCUUCGAGCGCCUCGUGCCUGGAUCCAAUGAGCUGAAGAAGGCCACGGAGGGUCACUUGGACGAGUUCGCGAGCGAUGGACUACGAACGCUCACCUUGGCAUACAAGGUCAUCACCGAUGACGAGUACGACUCUUGGAACCGCCGCUAUCUCGAAGCUUCCGUGUCACUUGAAGAUCGUGAAGGGAAGGUCGAUGCGUGUUACGAAGAGAUUGAACAUAACCUCCGACUGCUGGGUGCCACUGCCAUCGAAGAUCGUCUGCAGGACGGUGUGCCGGAGACGAUCGCUGACCUUAAGGAAGCAGGUAUCAAGAUCUGGGUGGCGACUGGAGACAAGGUCGAAACUGCAAUAGCUAUUGGCCACAGUACUAACCUCAUCGGCCGCCAAGAUAAUAUCAUCGUCAUUAGAGGCGGGGUCGACGGACAGUCGAAGUCUGUCCACUCGCAGCUGGUGGGCGCUGCGAAGAACUUCUUCCCGGAUAGCGGCAUUCUCGAUGGUGAUAUUAUUAUGAGUCCCCGCUCGUCCAUGUCGAGGAGCAGGCGCUCUUCUCUUGCUCUGCAGAGAGUGCCCACCGAUGCGUCUAGCCUUGUCGGCCACGACAACGGCGAGCGCUCGGGCGGGUUCGUACUCGUCAUUGACGGCAGUGCUCUCAGCGUGGCCCUCAGCGACGACCGGCAUAAGCAGCUAUUACUCCGUCUUUCUAUGCAAUGCGAAGGCGUCAUCUGCUGUCGUGUUUCACCGAUACAGAAGGCCUUGAUUGUCAAGUUGGUCAAGGAAGGCUUAGGCAGCAUGACGCUGGCUAUUGGGGACGGUGCGAACGACGUCAGUAUGAUCCAAGCUGCCGACGUUGGUGUCGGUAUCUCUGGUCAAGAGGGUCUUCAGGCUGCGAACUCGUCCGAUUAUGCUAUUGCUCAGUUCCGGUUCUUGAAGAGGUUGUUGCUCGUCCACGGGCACUGGUCAUAUGCCCGUAAUGGUAACAUGAUCGUCAACUUCUUUUACAAGAACAUCAUUUGUAUCGGCGUCCUCUGGUGGUUCCAGAUCUACUGCGGUUGGAGCAGUGCAUACGCCUUCGAAUACACUUAUCUCCUAUGGUGGAAUUCUUUCUUCACUAUCGCCCCUGUCAUUGCCAUUGGAUUGUUUGACAGACAUGCCGACGACCAUAUCCUCAUGGCUCUCCCGGAGCUGUACAGUCAUAGUCGUCGCGGCGAGUACUUCGGCACCAGGCUCUUCCUUAUUUACAUGUUCGACGGAAUCGUACAGUCCGUGCUGAUCUUUUUCUUGAUCUUCUACGGAUACAAGACGACUACGUCUCGGACUGACGGUUACGCAGUAUAUCAAUACGAGUUUACCACGGUGAUGGCGAUAUCGGCAGUCACGACAGCGAAUCUGUUCAAUGGUCUCAAUACUGCCGCAUGGACUGGCUGGGUGUUUUUCGCCGUAGCACUGGGUAUCGUGCUUGUGUGGGCCUACACGGCUAUCUACUCCGCAAUCACUCCCUCGUGGUUCGUUAGUCCCGUCUACGGGAACGACGCCUACCUCUGGCCAUCCGCGUAUUUCUGGUUCGGCAUCUUCCUCACCGUCGUGCUCGCCCUGUUACCGCGCUACGUAUGCAAGGCGUAUAAGUUCACAUUCAACCCGAGCGACAUCGACCGGGUACGUUGGCUGCACAAGCUCGAUCCAAACCGCGACUUCGCGUCGGAGCGGUCGCAAGGGAUCGCGAACCUGAAGGAAACUCCGAGCCGGCGGUCGACAGGCUCCCGGCGGCGGCCGUUCGGGACCCAUGCAGUGGGAAGCAGGACGGAUAUGUCGACGGGUGUGCGCUCGCAGAGCCGUGGGUUCGACUUCUCGACGGAGGAGAACGGCAUCGCGCUGCAGCGGAUGCAGACGAACUUGUCCGAGCGCCACGGCUUCAAGUCACCAUUCAAGAGGCGAAAGCGGAGCGGCUCGCUGUUGCCGCACUUCUCGCUGUCGCGGUCGCUAAGAAGGAAGAAGCCGCCAGCGCUAGCGGAACAGGUGUCACCGGAACCGGCGGACAGGCCACCGCACGACCCGCCAACACAUACCUCCGCUUCAUCGUACUCUCAACUCUAGAAUCACGCCGGACGCUUCAUACAUUCAAUAAUUAUUUGCUCACGUUCGUUUGCUGUUGUUCCCCACCUGCUUAUAUAUGGCCCGUAGUUGUAGCCCUCACCUGCAUCUCUCACGACCUACGUUAAUUCCACGAGUAUUGUGCCCGGCUUUGUUCCAUUUGUCUCGUCUCUAUUCUCGUCAUGAUCUUUCACGUCGCCAUUGAUACCUCCUUAACUUUCAUUCCUCAUCGGUUGGAGAGGACAUCAUGCAAGCAUGUGCCUUGUGCCGCUGGUGUUUUACCGCCUCGACUACUGUUUGCUCACUUACAUGUGCAGGAGCUGGCUGGGGCUGCUCAUACCUACUAUGUACAACCAGGAUUCACACCACAAUGUCAUUGCCUCUGAGAAAGAAAUGGAGUGUAUGUACGGCCAGAAUAUUGGCGGCGAUCUCCGCACCCAGAACGCAAUACUACUGAUCGCAAUGCCGC